Molecule: messenger RNA, 1257 nt
Organism: Drosophila hydei
Lineage: Eukaryota; Metazoa; Arthropoda; Insecta; Diptera; Drosophilidae
Gene: l(3)72Dp
Product: gamma-glutamyl hydrolase
Exons: 5
Coding region: 133-1188 (351 amino acids)
Biological process (GO): tetrahydrofolylpolyglutamate metabolic process
Cellular component (GO): vacuole
Molecular function (GO): gamma-glutamyl-peptidase activity
Source: RefSeq, a predicted model, not a curated record
AGAAAUACGAAAAUCACCUGUCGACACUUGGCUAGGGUGCUACUUAUUUAAUGACUCGCAUUUGUAAGUGCCGUUUAGCUCAUCGACUGGAAGAGCCGAGCGCAUUAGAUCGAAGAACAACAAACUGAGAAAAUGUUGAGGACGAUCAGCUCUAUCAGUCUGUGCCUGCUGCUGGGGUUGCUACCAUUUGCUGCAGCCGAUGUUAAUGGCACCAUAUCCCCCAUCAUUGGUGUGCUCGCCCAGGAGACCUAUCCAGAUGGCUUAGUAGCCAAGCACUUCAAUGGCACUAGCUAUAUAGCUGCCUCCUAUGUGAAGUUUGUGGAGGGCGCAGGCGGUCGGGUGGUGCCCAUUGGCAUUGGACACAAUCGCAGCUACUAUGAAGAGCUGCUGAGGAAGAUCAAUGGUCUACUGCUACCUGGCGGCGCGACUUACUUCAAUGAGACAAAUGGCUAUGGCGACGCGGGCGAGCACUUGAUUGCAAUUGCCAAGCAGCUGAAUGAUAAUGGCACUUAUUUCCCGGUGUGGGGCACUUGUCUGGGUAUGGAAUUGCUUGUGUUCAAAAUGGCAAAUAAUACGGAAACGCGCAGUAAUUGCCAAUCUGUAUCACAGGCUCUGGCCCUCGAACUGAAGCAGGACUACAAAGAAAGUCGUUUGUUUGGCGGGGCCAGCGAGGAGGUCAUCUGGCAGUUGAGCAAUGAGAAUGUUACCUAUAACUAUCAUCGCUAUUGCUACACGGAGCAGAGCUUUACUGUACCUAAAUUGAACAACUCGUGGCGCAUCAUGUCCCUAAAUCAUGAUCUGAAUGGCUUUGAGUUUGUGUCCACCAUAGAGCACUUGACUUAUCCCUUCUAUGGCGUACAAUUUCAUCCAGAGAAAUCGCUCUAUGAGUUCGUGAGCAAAGAUGUGCCCCACUCUUCCGCAGCGGUGCACAGUGCACAAUAUUUCGCCGACUUCUUCAUCAACGAGGCCCGUCGCAAUUCCCACAGCUAUGCCAAUACUACAGAGCAGGCGCUUGCACUGAUCUACAACUACAAACCAGAAUAUACUUCGAUUAUCGGCUCUGGCUAUGUGCAGCAAUAUCUAUUCGAAGAUCCAUAUCGCAACGCUGCAGCAACGCAAUUUAGCCGAUUUUAUUUAUAUUUUGCAUUUUGUGGGUUUGCUUUGGCAGCGCUUAUGCAGCUAAUUUAGCAGAGCUCCUGACAUUUAAUUUCUACUUGUCCAUAAAGAUUGUAUAAACAUAAACAAGCAUUUUUCUUU